This is a messenger RNA of Cuscuta campestris, 2859 nucleotides long. Lineage: Eukaryota; Viridiplantae; Streptophyta; Magnoliopsida; Solanales; Convolvulaceae. The record is from the annotation of a GenBank genome assembly.
AAAAUCGUACAUUUUCUUCUCCGUGGAAUCCCCACUACUCCGCAGAUCAAUUCCCCUCUCUGGUUCUCCGUUUCAAUUCUCAAAUCCUCUUUGCGCAUCAGAGACGACGAGCGGAGCGAGGAGCGGCGGCGGCGGCCUUUGAGGAAGUGUAGAGAAGACACACUAUUCUUCGCUGUAUGUCAGAGGAGAAGUAUUGCUGUUCCCACGGAGAUCAGUAUUACGGCGGUUACAGUGAGCUCGCGAACCCGUUACAAUGGCCUCAACUCCGAAAAAGGCGGCGCAGCCAUCCGGUAGUGACUCCCUCGGCGUCCUCGCGGCCGCCGCGGACAGCGAGGUUCUGCAGGAAUGGACCGCCUCCUCUGUCGACCACCGCCAGAUCAGCCACCGUAAAUCCGCCGCAGCGGCGGCGGCUUCUUCUCCUCUGGCGGCCGUGAUCGACUCUGUUGAAGAGCCUCCUCCAUCGAAUCUACAAUCAUCUAAAGGACUAAUAAGCACAAUGAGGGCUCAAAGCCGGCAUCCGUUGGAUCCCUUGGCUGCUGCUGAGAUCUCAGUAGCAGUGGCAACUGUCCGGGCAGCCGGUGCAACUCCUGAGGUAAGAGAUAGCAUGCGGUUUGUUGAAGUUGCUUUGGUUGAACCACAUAAGAAUGUGGUAGCACUAGCGGAUGCCUACUUUUUCCCUCCGUUUCAACCGUCAUUGCUACCCAGGACUAAAAAGGGGCCUGUAAUUCCCAGUAAACUUCCUCCUAGGCAGGCAAGACUUGUAGUUUACAAUAAGAAGUCGAAUGAGACUAGCGUCUGGAUUGUCGAACUCUCGGAGGUACAUGCUGUAACUAGGGGUGGCCACCACCGGGGGAAAGUCAUUUCGUCAAAGGUUGUGCCUGAUGUACAGCCUUCAAUGGAUGCUGUUGAAUAUGCUGAAUGUGAAGCCGUUGUGAAGGAUUUUCUUCCUUUUCGGGAGGCAAUGAAAAAGAGAGGCAUCGCGGACAUGGAUCUUGUGAUGGUCGAUGCCUGGUGUGUUGGUUAUCAUAGUGAGGCUGAUGCACCUACACGCAGACUUGCAAAACCGCUUAUUUUCUGUAGAACCGAGAGCGAUUGCCCAAUGGAAAAUGGCUACGCUCGUCCUGUAGAAGGAAUUUACAUACUGGUUGAUAUGCAAAAUGUGGUUGUUGUAGAGUUUGAAGAUCGGAAAUUGGUCCCCUUACCCCCUGCCGAUCCGUUGAGAAAUUACACUCCUGGUGAAACUAGAGGCGGGGUUGACCGAAGUGAUGUGAAACCACUUCAUAUCAUUCAACCUGAAGGUCCUAGCUUUCGCGUCGAUGGACACUUUGUCCAGUGGCAGAAGUGGAACUUCCGCAUCGGCUUCACCCCCAAAGAAGGCUUAGUUAUCUACUCAGUUGCGUAUGUUGAUGGUAGUAGAGGCCGUAGGCCGGUGGCUCACAGGUUAAGCUUUGUUGAGAUGGUUGUUCCUUAUGGGGAUCCAAAUGAUCCACACUACAGGAAAAAUGCAUUUGAUGCAGGGGAGGAUGGCCUUGGUAAAAAUGCACACUCGCUGAAGAAGGGAUGUGAUUGUUUAGGCUACAUCAAGUACUUUGAUGCACACUUCACAAAUUUCACAGGAGGCGUCGAAACAAUUGAGAAUUGUGUCUGCAUGCACGAGGAGGAUCAUGGAAUCUUAUGGAAGCAUCAAGACUGGCGAACUGGCUUAGCCGAAGUAAGGCGCUCGCGACGGCUCACAGUGUCUUUCGUAUGCACCGUGGCUAACUAUGAAUAUGGCUUCUUCUGGCAUUUUUAUCAGGAUGGGAAAAUUGAAGCUGAGGUUAAGCUUACUGGUAUUCUCAGUCUUGGUGCUUUGCAGCCUGGUGAAGUUAGAAAAUAUGGCACCACUAUUGCACCCGGUUUAUACGCACCCGUGCAUCAACACUUCUUUGUGGCCCGUAUGGACAUGGCGGUUGAUUGCAAGCCUGGAGAAGCACAUAAUCAGGUGGUGGAGGUAAAUGUUAAAGUUGAAGAGCCGGGAGAGAAUAAUAUUCAUAACAAUGCAUUUUACGCAGAAGAGAGGUUGCUCAAAUCCGAACUGGAAGCCAUGCGUGACUGCAACCCUUUAUCAGCUCGCCAUUGGAUUGUCAGGAACACGAGAACCGUAAACCGCACUGGACAGCUAACAGGGUACAAGCUUGUGCCUGGCUCCAACUGUUCGCCGCUAGCUGGUGCAGAGGCAAAGUUUCUGAGAAGAGCUGCUUUCCUAAAACACAAUUUUUGGGUCACGGCCUAUUCACCCGACGAGAUGUUUCCUGGAGGAGAGUUUCCUAAUCAGAAUCCACGCAUUGGAGAGGGAUUGGCUACUUGGGUCAAACAGGACCGAUCUCUUGAAGAAACUGACCUUGUUCUCUGGUAUGUGUUUGGAAUAACACACGUUCCUCGGCUGGAAGACUGGCCCGUCAUGCCUGUGGAGCACAUAGGUUUCACUCUCAUGCCACAUGGAUUCUUUAACUCCUCUCCAGCAGUUGAUGUUCCGCCGAGCUCCGCCGCCGAACCGGAUCCCAAGGAAAACGGAGGGGUGACAAAGACUUGCCAUACGCCACCAUUGGUUGCAAAGCUUUGAUUGCAAGGGAAGGUUGCUGCUUGUGUUUCCUAUGUUCUCUCAUGCCUUAUAAUAUCUCUACAAUACUGUUGAUGGUUUUCUUUUUUUAGCAAGACUUUGUGGAUCCUUAAGUACUGGGAAUUUCAUUUUAUUUUUUCUUUUAAAUGUAAAAAGAAAAAACAGUAUCUGGUCCUACAUUCUCAUGGUUCAAAAAUCACAACUAUUUUGAUCUAAGUAGGUUGUCGUUGUUGCCCUUAUAACAAAAACAUGAUAUUUGA